AUGGCAUUUCGCAUUUAUUUGCAUUGUAUAUACAUUACAAUACUUUUCCUAUCCAUAAGUAACAUCAAUGGAUUUGAAGAAGUUGCAAGAUCCAACUUACUUAAGAAACUUAAAAAUUUGGGCUUUUCAUGGGCAAACUGUGGCCCAAAUACUGAUCCAAUUCAAUUGAAAUCUCUUUCUGUUGCUCCUGAUCCAAUAGUCAUACCAGGAAAUGUAACUUUCAGCAUAGGCGUUGGUGUUACGUCUGCAUUACCUACAGAUAUUUCUAUAUCAGUGAAUAUGGAAAAAAAAGUUGCAGGCUUAUAUAUUAAAAUACCAUGCAUCGAUAACAUAGGUUCAUGUAAUUAUGGUAAUCUUUGUGAAGCAUGGGCUGAAGUAUGUCCUAAAUAUUUUUCAAAAUUUGGUCUUCCAUGUACUUGUCCAAUUCCUGCUGGUGCCUAUUCAAUACCUACUACAGUUGAAUAUAUAAAAGGCAGUUUACCACCGGAAAUCUUGGGAGAUUUUCGAAUAAGCGGUGAUCUUCGUUCAAGUUCUGAUCAUCUUGGUUGUAUUCAAGUCAUGGUUUCUCUUAAGUAA
Rotaria socialis is the source of this 576-nucleotide messenger RNA. The record is from the annotation of a GenBank genome assembly. Lineage: Eukaryota; Metazoa; Rotifera; Eurotatoria; Philodinida; Philodinidae.